ACAAAGUAUAAUGUAUCUUCAUCCACUCGCCUCUUCAACACCCAUAUCCAACUCUCCCCCUUUCUUCUUCUUCUUCUUCUUCUUCUCCUCUGUUUCAGACAUGUACGGCCUGAGAAACAGAGCUCAAAUCUCUUCGAAUCCCACCUCCAUUUCCACCAUUUCCACUUUCUUCUUCAUUUUCUUCCUCUUCUCCUCCAAACCCAUUUCUUCAAAUCCUCAAAUCCAUCAAACCGCUCGAUCCCUUUGCAAUGGCACUCUCUUCCCAAACCUCUGUUUUUCUAAACUCUCUUCUUUUCCCCAAUUGGCUUCCCUCUCCCCGGAAAAGCUCGCCGGCAGUGCCCUCAACUUCACUACCCGCGAGGUCCUCCUUGCCUACGCCAAUUGCACCAACCUCAAGACUCAUCUUUACUGUGGCUUGAAUCCCACCGACCGCCACGCCCUCGACGACUGUCUUGAGCUUCUAGACGACAGCAUUGCAGAGCUCAAAGCUUCGAUCUUGGAUCUGGGGCCGUCGCAGUCCGCCGCUCGUCACUCCCAUGAUUUGUUGACAUUGGUCAGCGCCGCCAUGACCAACCACCGAACUUGUGUUGAUGGGUUUUAUAAUAGUUCGGGGACUGUGAGGAGUAGGGUGGAGCUUUAUUUGGGGAAAAUUGGACAGCAUUUAAGUAUUGAUUUGGCAAUGUUGAAGAAAAUCCCUGGAGUUAAUAGGGAUACGAAGGUAGAGGAGGUGUUGCCGGAGUAUGGGGCAGUGAAAGGUGGGUUUCCGAAGUGGGUUUCGGUUAAGGAUCGGAGAUUGUUGCAAGCGGCGGUGAAUGAGACAAAGUUCAAUUUGGUGGUGGCGAAGGAUGGCUCCGGGAAUUUCACCACUGUGAACGAGGCUGUCGCCGCCGCUCCGAAUUCGAGCACCACCAGGUUUGUAAUCUACAUAAAAGCAGGGGCGUAUUUUGAGAACGUGGAAAUAGGAAGGGCAAAGUCAAACUUGAUGUUCGUGGGCGACGGAAUCGGAAAGACGCUGAUAAAGGGCGACAGGAAUGUGGUCGACGGGUGGACUACUUUCCGAUCAGCCACCGUUGCGGUGGUUGGCACUGGGUUCAUAGCAAAAGGUAUAACAUUUGAAAAUUAUGCGGGUCCAAGCAAGCACCAAGCUGUAGCCUUACGAAGCAACUCUGACUUCUCUGCGUUUUACCAGUGUAGUUUCAUUGGCUAUCAAGACACUCUCUACGUUCACUCCCUCCGUCAAUUCUAUCGUGAAUGCGAUAUCUACGGUACCAUCGACUUCAUUUUCGGUAAUGCUGCUGUUGUUUUCCAAAACUGCAACCUUUAUGCUCGGAAACCCAACUCAAAUCAACGCAACAUAUUCACUGCUCAAGGUCGCGAGGACCCAAAUCAAAACACUGGAAUCUCAAUCCUCAAUUGUAAGGUUGAAGCUGCCUCUGACCUAAUCCCAGUUCUUUCCUCGUUUAGAACUUAUUUGGGUCGGCCUUGGAAGUUGCACUCGAGGACAGUUUUUCUCCGAUCGUUUAUCGGGCAAUUGGUUGAACCGGUCGGAUGGCUUGAGUGGAAUGGGACAUUUGCAUUGGAUACUUUGUAUUAUGGGGAGUAUCUAAACAGGGGGCCCGGUUCGAAUACAACCGGGCGAGUUACUUGGCCGGGUUAUCGAGUUAUAACUAACGCAACAGAAGCGAGUCAGUUUACGGUCGAGGAAUUUAUACAGGGCAGCUCGUGGUUGAACUCAACUGGGAUCCCUUUCUUCUCCGGUUUGACUUCACCGUAAAUGAAACGGAAGGUUCAAAUUUUAGAGUUAUUUUUGUGUUUUUAAUUAUUUGUUUUAAGGAGUAAGAUGCUUUUGAUGUUGAACUAGGGAGAGAGUAAUGGCUGAUCCAUGCAUGGUCCACAUAUCUAUGGUCCAUAAAAGGAAUUCAUGUGAUCAUGUGAAAUCAUUGGUAGUUCCCAUUUUAAUCAAAUAUUAUAUACCUAAAUUUGAAGUA
Cucumis melo (muskmelon) is the source of this 1988-nucleotide messenger RNA. RefSeq names its product pectinesterase-like. The record is from RefSeq and is a predicted model, not a curated record. NCBI's taxonomy places the organism in Eukaryota, Viridiplantae, Streptophyta, Magnoliopsida, Cucurbitales, Cucurbitaceae. The transcript has 3 exons. Bases 11 to 1774 code for a protein of 587 amino acids. Gene Ontology annotation, biological process: cell wall modification. Gene Ontology annotation, molecular function: pectinesterase inhibitor activity; pectinesterase activity.